CUCGGCAGCUGGAAUUUCAGUACUCAACAGGAUUUUCAUACGAACAAACCUAUAUAUGGGAAUAGCUCCCGUUCGCUUCAACAUUAAUUCAUCUGAUACCUGAAUACACAGUGAAAUCGGUCUUGUAUAUUUCGCUACCCCAAUCGUUUUCACUUUACGUUGAUGUCGAAAUGAAGAAGCGUACGACAAAAAAAGUGGUCAAUAAGGUGACCGAACCCCAGGUGAAGUUACAGGAAAUGACGAAUACGAUGGUCUUCAACCGACCCAGGUACAUGCCCAACCUUGGCAACCUGAUCAUGCCGAAGAUCGUGUUCGAGCAUGAACACCGAAUUGUGAUGGUCCGGCUCUUCCUCGACGUCCAGAAGCACGAUCAGAAAGCUUCGGACUCCUUUAACGGCUGCCAGGUGCAGUGCUUCCAACUGCCGAGCUUCCUGUUCCCGCAGGGUGCUCCGCUGCACCGGAUCGCCUUCAUGCCGGCGAAGCUGCUGCCGCCGGGCUUCGACGCGGGCGGAGUAUUCGGACCGGGCAUCCUGGCCCGACGAUUCUAUCCCGUUAACCUGCUGCCCGGCGACCUCAGGGGCCAUACCCCGCCCCUUUUUGUGGGUCAACGCAGCCUGGAUCCCCAGUUCUCACCGGAGGUGAAGCGACUGAUUGAAUUCUCGCAGAAUUUUCUUCCUGCACCGCCGCCCGAUCUCCAGGCUCCCGCGGCUCCCGCGGCUCCCGUCGAUCCGCCAGCUUCGACGUCUGCCUCUGCAGCUGCCUCUGCCGCUGCCGCUCCCGAACCGAAGAAGUUGCCAAAGGCCAGCAAGGAGGUGAUCAAUCUGGAGAAGCGGCUGGCCCGCAAUGACAUUACCGUGGCCAUGGUGAUCACUCCGCCGCCACCACCGCCUACCCUGUCGCUAUACCCACUGCGCAAGAUCCCCGAGCAGUAUAACAUAUAUGUGCCGGAUCUGACCAAUGUCCGGGUGGUUAUGCCGCGCAUCUGCAACCUAACGGUGGCCAUUCUUUCCACGGUGAUCCAUCCGCAUGUGCCCGCCGUGGCCUUUGCCACCAUGGGCGACGAUGAGGUGUGUCCGCGUUUUGAGCUGCCCGAGGAUCUCUUUCCAGCCAGCUAUGCAUUGAAGCGUCCGGUCUUCCUGCCCAAGCGCAACCUGCCAAAGGGAUUUGAGGCUUGCUGCAUCUUCCGUCCGGGCACCCUUCCGGAGGCCUGGUUCCAGGGAAGUCUCCUGACUGGCACACCACAGCCCCAACAUAGCUCCGUCAUCACACCACCGCUUCUGGUGGGCAAGUUCUCCAGCGAGGAGAAUGCGGGUCGCCUGCUUAAGGAACUCCAACUGGAGGCCGAGGGAUACAAGCAGGAGCUCGAGCCCAAGGCGUCCAGCGUGGAUGAGGCAUCUGAACGGAAAUUGGAGCUAUUGAAGUCCAAGAUGCACAACAGACCCAAGGGCCUAAUUUUGCUGGUGACGGAUCAACAGCAGUCGCCAUCCGAACCAUUGAGUUUGGACGACACAGUCGAUGCCUAUGAUGUCUGUAAUACUAACGCCUUUAUAAAAAUAACCCGAGCUGAUUCCACUGGACAAGAUGAACCAGAACCAGAUAAAGACACUGUGGUGUGCUCCUGUUGCGGCUCCCGAUAUGUCCAGGAGGAAGGCAAAGUCGAUGCCGCAGACGAUGACGAAGCUGAAGUCAAAGCUGAAGUCAAAGUUGAAGUCAAAGCCGAAGUCAAAGCCGAAGUCAAAGCCGAAGUCAAAGCCGAAGUCAAAGCCGAAGUCAAAGCCGAAGUCAAAGCCGAAGUCAAAGCCGAAGUCAAAGCCGAAGUCAAAGCCGAAGUCAAAGCCGAAGCCGCUGCCGAAGUCAAAGCCGAAGUCAAAGCCAAAGUCAAAGCCGAAGUCAAAGCCGAAGUCAAAGCCGAAGUCAAAGCCGAAGUAGAAACGGAACCGAACAAGAUAUCCACUUGGACACUUCCGCAUCCGAAGGUGGUUGCCCAGGAGGCAAAGACGAAGUACCUCCGGUUCUUCAAGAUCGAUACCAACAUCGAUAGGUUGGCCGAGGCUGUGGGCGAUGUGAGCAAGGCGCAAUUCGAGCUGGUGCACGAUAAUGAGCAGGCGCCCGAGAUCAAUGUCGAGCGCGCCAUGGAGCAGCUACGUAUGGUACUCAAAGCCCGGAACGAGAUCCGCCUGGCUACCGCCCAGCAGAUGCAGGAUCACAUCAAUAGAACGGAAACUGACAUCCAGAAGGUGCUCCACAAGAAUGAGCGUGAUCCCUGUUCCCAGUGCGCCAAGCGCCACUAAAUAUUGCCAUUAUUCUACUAAAGAAUGCUUGCAGCAAUUAUAUAUUAUUAUAUAUAUUCUCUUUUGUAUUGAUUUUUCAAUUUUAUUCAGGGUUUUCGGUUUGUCACUCAGAAUGCAGCAUGUUUACAUUAUCUUUUUUGG
This is a messenger RNA of Drosophila gunungcola (fruit fly), 2432 nucleotides long. RefSeq names its product DM7 family protein GE17493-like. The record is from RefSeq and is a predicted model, not a curated record. NCBI's taxonomy places the organism in Eukaryota, Metazoa, Arthropoda, Insecta, Diptera, Drosophilidae.